AGAGGAGGUGAAUGAGAAGUUAAAGGACACACCUGAUGGUACUUUCUUGGUGAGGAAUGCCACCACAUGGUCCAGAGAUGGAGACUACACACUAACACUCAGGAAAGGUGGCAGCAAUAAGUUAAUCAAGAUCUAUCACAAGAAUGGCAAGUAUGGGUUUGUGGAGCCUCUAAAGUUCUCCUCAGUACAGGAGCUGGUGGCCCAUUACAGACAGCACACCCUGGGGCAGUACAACAAGACACUGGAUGUCACCCUCAAGUACCCACUGUCCAAACAUCAGCAGGCUGAAGAUGCGGACUUGAACGCCAAUUUAGAUGAGGUGUGUAAGAGACUGGUAGAGAUCAAUAGAGAAUACUUGAAGAAGACUUUGAAAUAUGACAAGCUGUAUGAUGGACAUUCAAGAACUACGCAGGAGCUUCAACUUAAGCACCAGGCGUUGGAUGCCUUCUCAGAAACAAUCACGGUAUUUGAGGACCAGAUUACGCUUCACGACAAGUUUAAGCAGCAGGCCCAGCCCCACGAGCUGCAGAAGUUAGAGGAGAACUACAAAUUGUUAGCUGACCGACUUCAGGAAAUCAAGAGAAGUAAAGAACAGUUGGAGGAAGAUUUGAGAUAUCAGACUGAAGAGAACCGCCGCCUCAUUGAGGAGAUGAACAGUCUGAAACCAGAAAUCAAGAGAGAAUACAAACUACGGGAACAGUAUAUUAAAUACCUGAUUGACAAAAAUGUGAACAAAGAUUACAUAGAUGAAAAGCUGCUAGGGGAGACGGAGAGGAGGAUUAGUCAGGGUACUCCUGAUGAGGAGGAACCCUACUAUGUCGGUGCCCCUGUCAUGAAUAACGACCUCCCCAGCAUAGCUCACUACAACGAGAGCACAUGGUACAUCGACUGUGAUAGGUACACGGCAGAGAACCUCCUGCAGAAUAAGCCAGACGGUACCUUCCUGAUCCGACCUAGCAGCAAGAUGAACUCCUACGCACUGUCAUUAAAUGCAAAUGGCCGAACAGGGCACUGUGUAAUAGAACACAAGGCGACAGGCUUUGGGUUUGCCGAACCUUUCUUUAUUCAUCAGACUCUACUGGACUUGGUCCUUCAUUACCGUGAAACUUCACUGCAUGAACACAACCCUGAGCUGGAUGUGACAUUAGUUCACCCUGUGAAAGCCCCACAGCCUGGGAGCUCAUAUACUUACAUGCAGUGAUCCCAUGACUUGGCCUUCAGUCAAUAGAAAGAUCCAUAACUCAACUGGUUACUUCCUGUGAAUGUUUCACAGCCAAUGAAGAGACAUGACUUGAGAUCGCAGCCAAUGGAUGGCUUGUUUUAGUGAUUGAUACAUGCUGUGUAAGUUAUAAAUCCAAAGAGGGAACAUGUGACAUGAGGUCUCUGGCAAUGGGAACCUUGGUUACUUGACUAAUGCAUGCUGGGACAGUUUCACAGCCAAUUAGGUGGUGCAUUACUACAGAAAAAAGCCAAUAAGAAGCUGUUUAAAAUAUUGUGAUUCAUUGUAAACUCAAAGUGAAGUUGUAACUAUUCUGUUUUUCAUGAUGAAAUGCCCCGUGGCCAUUUGAAAGUCUUCACUGGCACACAUUGGGUUUGUGGGGCAAUGAAAAACUUUUCAACUUAGUUGAAACGCCCACUGAUCUCUUUUCUACCACCAGUCAGGAACAGUCUGACUGUAAAUGUUCAUCAUAUUCUGAGAGGAGAGGGUCCGUCCUCUAAUAAUUGUCACAGAAUAUGGUGCUGUAAAAUGGUUUUAAGAUAAAUAAAUGUUUACAAAUUUGUCUUGAAAUAUGCUGAGAUGGUGUGUUUUGCCUGCUGCAGGACAGUGAAGGGUCACACGUGAGCAAUUUCAAUUUUUGACCCGAACAUUCAAGACAAUGAUGAUUUCAGUAAAUGUUAUUUGUAAAUUACAUUUUUGUUGGGACAUUUUCUGUUUGGUGAGAGUUAGAUUUUGUGUUGGACUUUGGUUCAGUGUUGAUGAAUUUAUUUUGAAACACUUAGCUAUUGAUUUAUAUAUUGCAUGUCUUUAAAUUUCACCAAAUUAGUCUUGUGAUUAUAAAUUUCACUCAUUAUUAUCAUACGUUUCCAUCGGUUUAUAUUGUUAAGUCAAGAAAUAUUGUGGUUUUAUUGAAAAUUGCUAAAGGAUGAAUCAGUAUAUGAAAUGAAUAGAAGUGUCAUUUCUUUAAAUUUGUGGGCCAGGUAUAAAAAAAAAGUUGACGUGGGCCCCUCUUGUCAUAUUAUUUCUAAGUGGUAAUCACUCUUUAAAAAAAUGUCACUCAGACAUCAUUUGUAUACCUGUACUACAGAUAGCUUUAUUCUUUAAGUUGCAACUCAGCAUAUGUAUUAAAAUUGGUUUAGAUUUUUAAAAUCGCCAACUUGUUUAUUCUUGGAAAUGCUGUAUUACAGCUGCCCCACUAUUUUGUAGUUUUUUUUCUAGAACUAGCUGUAGACAGAUUGUGCAGUUGUGCUGAAUGCUAUUUGAAGAAGUUGCAAGCAAUUUUCUAAUCUGUGAUACGUACUGUCAUUCCCAGUGAAUCUGUAUUAAUAGCACAACAUUGUAGUGUAGAACUAUAUUCAGUGGAGAAACUAGAUUUAGCUUCUCUUCUCACAGCACUGGCUGUAUGAAAUGAAAUGGUUGUUGAAUCAUUGCCAUAAUAAGUUGAACUGAGUCUUUCUGAAUUAUAUGAUAUAUGCUUGUUUGAUAGUUGAUAUUGAUGUGUAUUUACAUAUGAAAUGAAAUGAUCAAGCCGUCUGCUUGUUACUGUUGUGUAGGUUUUAGUUUAGAAUAGAUAAAAAAGGAAAAUUUGAUCCAAUCAUUUAAUUGUAAAAAAGUUGGUAGAGCAAAGGAAAGUGGACUUGUUCCUUAAAUAUAUUAACUUCAAUUGUACAUAAGUGUUAACCUCUGUAAAUAAUUUGUCCCAUUGAUUCAGGUUGAGUGACAGAUAAAUUACAUGAUUUAAUUAUUACCAGACAUCGAAUUGGGUGUAAAAUGUAAGAUGGACCUAAAGAUUAAGCAAAUAAAUUAAGCUUAAUGAGGAAA
Molecule: messenger RNA, 3040 nt
Organism: Lingula anatina
Lineage: Eukaryota; Metazoa; Brachiopoda; Lingulata; Lingulida; Lingulidae
Product: phosphatidylinositol 3-kinase regulatory subunit alpha-like
Biological process (GO): insulin receptor signaling pathway; phosphatidylinositol phosphate biosynthetic process; regulation of GTPase activity
Cellular component (GO): phosphatidylinositol 3-kinase complex
Molecular function (GO): protein binding; GTPase activator activity; 1-phosphatidylinositol-3-kinase regulator activity
Source: RefSeq, a predicted model, not a curated record